GUUGAUACGCUUGUGCUCUCCAAUAUGCGCUUCUCUCAAACAUGAUCCAAAAUAGGGAGCAGUGCAAGCCCCUAUAAUUGCAAUCGCUUAGAUACCACGUUCAGUGUGUUUUCAAAGGAACUGCGGAACGGUUGUGUCUCUGCGCGUAAAAACUUGUUCCAUUUUUUCGAAAUUUUUUUAGAAUUUUUGUUUUGGUUAAUGUGCCAUGAUUUAUGGUUAACUGAUGUUCGCAUUUAAUUACAAUCAAGUUAAAAGGACACAAAUCUGAAUUGAAAACAUAUUCAGACAAAAGUAUAUAUAUACAUAUAUAAAGUUCAUUCUCUAUUUGGACUGCUCGCCGGGCUUGCAAUUAAAUUUUUUAUGUCCCAAUUUUUAUUGCGUGCGAGUGUUGACAUUUAAGUGAUUUUUUAAUUGUUAUGAUACAGUUAAUGAAAAAAAUGUAAAUACCGAGUGCGUCUGAAUUGUGAAUUGUAUCUAGAAAAUAAGAGAAUACAACAUUAGCACGUAUUGUAUUUAAUCGGUAAUUGUAAUCGGUAAAUUGUAAAACAAUCAACCGGCAUUUCACUAAGUAAAGCCUGUGUUCGGUAUGGGAAAUGUUUUUGUUUUGUUUUGUUAUUUUUGUUAAUGGUUGUGCAUUGGCUCUAGUAACACUAAAUUAAAAUAAUAUUAAAUAAAAAAUUAAAUAAAAUGAAAUAAACACUUAAACGCGAACAACAUAUGAAGCAUAAGAAGCAUUAAAACAGAACAGAACGCAUUUAGUGUUUCGCAUCUUGUAUCUCGUAUCUUGUAUCUGGUAUCCAAAGCGUAGUAUUUUUGAAUUUUAAAUUGUUAAAAACGAAUCAUUAAUUGCCACCGUCGCCCAAGUUUGUGCGUUCAGCAAACAUACACUCAAACAUACACGCUCAGUGCACAUCUCAGUCUUUUAUAGGUAGGAAUAUCAAGAAGUAUAAUAGAAAAGAGAAGAGGAUGUCUUUGUUGCUUCGUUCUAAAGAAUUAAUAUGCAUUAUGUUUGGCUUGUGCAUAUGCCAAAUAAUAAAUAACGCUGAUAUUGUUGUUAGCGGUCAAGGUCGCCGCCAACAAAAUCGUGCUUCGCGCCCAUACAACACAUUCCAACAAAGAUCAGCUAUCGAUAUAAAGGAUAAAAUAAUUGAGUUACAGUGUCAUGCGAAAUGUGAGGAAGGUUACAUGCCACCAAGUCAGGUAUUAAGCCCGGAUAGCCAUCAAAUAUGCUAUAAGCAAUGUAAACAGGAGACUAUAAGGCAACAACGACGUGGCCAAUGUCCAAAUGUGCAAUUUAAGCACUAUAUUUCUGAAACAGACAAAUUAUCCUGUUUAAAUCACUGCAGUUAUGACUCUGAUUGUCCUGAGGUUCAGAAAUGUUGCGAAUCUUCUUGUGGCUAUUCGGUAUGUACAGAUGUACCAGAAGUACGCGAAGACAAUGUCCUACCACCUAUCCCUAAAAUAUUGGAUUGUAAACCGAAAGGUCAUAAGGUGCAAAUAACAAUACAAUCUUCAGCUAAUUCCACUUAUUAUUGUCAUGUCGAAGUUCGUUACCAUAUAGGUCAGUCGUUGGCAGACCGAAAAUUUGGCAAAUGGCAGUGGCAACUUGUUGAAAAACUUGCAGAAAUUUCUUAUACAAGGAGUAAGAGAAUUGACGUAGCUUUUGAUUUAAAACCCUCAUGGUGGUAUCAAGUUAGAGUUGCAGCCGUGAAUGCUUAUGGAUUUCGAGGAUAUUCUGAACCAUCCAAACCUUUCGCACUUACCAACAAGCCCAAACCACCUAAAGCCCCAGCAGAUGUAAAAGUAGUAGCUGCACGCCUAGAAAAGAAUUAUUAUACAGCUAGAGUCAUUUGGUGCCCAUCUAAGUCAAAUUUACCUGUUGAGAAAUACAAGGUUAUGUGGUCGUUAUAUAUUAAAUCAAAUACAUCGGGACAGUCCCAGUCCCUCAUUUCAAGUGAAGCCGAUGUUAAAGAUGCACUUCAUUAUGAAUUAACCAAUUUAUUACCGGAAUCCAGUUACUACAUACAAGUACAAGCGAUGUCUAUCAGCGGCAAACGCCGACUCAAAUCAGAGAAGUUUUCAUUUCUUUAUAAUACUACGAUCGCAGCACAUAACGGCCAUAAUUCGUUAAAAUGUGGUCAUAACCAACAGCCAUUUAGACAAAAAUACCUCAACAAUAGUAACGCAAAUGAGCUCCCAUAUAACAAUUCUAUGCAAAGGGCGAAGUUUAUGGACAAUGGUGUACAAUCGAGCUAUGAGGUACGAUAUCGCUUAAAUAGAAAACUAGGCAUGAUUGUACAAAUAUCAGGAUUUCAUUCACAUAAGGAAAAAAUUUAUGAACUUUGCUCCAAAGAUACGAAUUGUGAUCAACGUGAAUAUAACGCAAUACGUGCCAAAAAGAACUCGUUGGAAUUCAGCAAAUUAAAGUACAACACGACUUAUGUGCUUAAAAUAUUAAGUGUAGUUGAUGAUAUUGAUAAAAAGAAUUUCUCCUUCACGACGCCUAAAUGUGAAAAUUUUCGGAAGCGUUUUCCGAAAGUCCAAUUAAAAUGUUAACACCUUAAUAAAUUAAUAAUAUAUGUAGAAACGUUAA
This is a messenger RNA of Teleopsis dalmanni, 2593 nucleotides long. It is a transcript of the gene Kal1, whose product is annotated as anosmin-1. The coding region runs from base 967 to 2556 and encodes 529 amino acids. The record is from RefSeq and is a predicted model, not a curated record. Gene Ontology annotation, molecular function: protein binding; peptidase inhibitor activity. Lineage: Eukaryota; Metazoa; Arthropoda; Insecta; Diptera; Diopsidae. Gene Ontology annotation, cellular component: extracellular region; cell surface. Gene Ontology annotation, biological process: neuron differentiation. The transcript has 7 exons.